This is a messenger RNA of Gongylonema pulchrum, 282 nucleotides long. NCBI's taxonomy places the organism in Eukaryota, Metazoa, Nematoda, Chromadorea, Rhabditida, Gongylonematidae. The record is from the annotation of a GenBank genome assembly.
GUUGCGGAUGUAAUUUUGAUGGAACCUUUACGAAAAUUGGAUAUCGAAACGCACCGUCGUAUGCAUUCUUAUCUUUCGUUGCCGGAAUACGUGCUCGCCGACGAUGUUUUAGGUUCUGCGCAUACCGACUUUAUACAGGAACUUUGCACUGGUAGACCAUUUGUAAUGAUUGAUGCCGACGAUGAUGAUGAUGUUGAUGAUGAUGAUGAUGAUGAUGACGACGACGGUGCCGAUGAUGCACCAUGCUGCUCUAAACAACACCAGGCUUGCUCUCUUUUAUAA